CGCUUUCGUCGUAACAAGUCUACUUUCAGUAAAAUUCCUUUUGUCGCGAGAUAGAUUCUUCAAGAAAAUCUGACGAAGCAAAUAGCAUUUUUAAAGCCCGCUCACCGCUUGCACUGUUCCAGUGACGUCUCCCUUCCUUUCAUACAAGUUUUCAUCUAAAGCAGUAACAGGACUGGAAAUGUUUUUGGCACUUCUGGUGAUUCCGUCAGCUUGCUUCGUUGUCCUGAUUGUCCGCUUCGUUGUGAACAGACGUCGGCAUCUCAGUUUGUUCAGGGACUUUGGCAUUCCAGGUCCGGAACCUCACUUUCUGUCUGGCAACACGGACGACCUCUUCAGCGCGCCCGCACCGCAUGAGGUCAUUUCCGCCUGGCUGAAGAAGUACGGAGAUGUCUUCGGAUAUUUUGCGGGUGAAGUGCCUCACAUCGUGGUGAAAGAUCUCGAUAUGCUUAAACAGAUUCUCAUCAAGGAUUUCGAGGUAUUUUGUGAUCGACCUUUUGGCAUAGACGUAGAACCUUACAACAAGUCUCUGUUAGGCUUGAAAGGCAGGAGAUGGAAAGAGGUGCGUACCAUCCUCACGCCGACUUUUUCUUCUGGCAAAAUCAAACUCAUGACUGAAAUCGUUAACAAAAAGGUGGAUAUCACCUUGGAUAUAGUGACGGGAAAAGCAGAAAACAAUGAAAUGUUCGAUAUGUACGAGCUGGUACAGGGACUGACCUUGGAUGUGAUAGCAGCUUGCGCCCUUGCGAUGACGACGCACUGUCAGGAAAAUCCAGAAGAUGCCUUUUUCAAUUCAGUAAGGGAUUCCUUCAAACAUGUCAAUAAUCGUGCAAUAAAGUUCGCCAUGAUGUUUCCAUUCGUAGCUGACCUUAUGGUCUUCUUCAAUAAGUUCAUGACAGCCGGACAGAUGACUUCUCUUGUCAUGGACAAAGUGAACACAGCUAUUUCUGAGAGAUGUAAGAAUCCAAAAAUCAAGAGUAUGGACCUCUUGCAGUUGAUGCUCGACAACCGCGAAAAUGAGGAGAGAAACGGAAAAGGGAUGACAGACGACGAGAUACUCGCCAACGCAUUCACUUUCCUGAUUGUCGGUUUCGAUACGACUGCUAAUGCUUUGGCUUUUGUGUUCUAUCUGCUCAUAAAGCACCCCGAUGUGCAGGAGCGACUGUAUGAAGAGAUAGCUGAAGUAGAAGAUGCCAAUUACAGCUCUAUUCAAAAUCUCCAAUAUUUGGACCAAGUCUUCAGCGAAUCUCUGCGAAUCUAUCCUCCCGUCACAUUAUUCAUAUCUAGGUUCUUCAACCAGGACCAUAAGGUGGGCUCGAUAAUCAUACCGGAAGGAACUACAGUCAUGGUUCCAGUUUGGGACAUCCAUCACGAUCCAGAGUUGUGGCCAGAACCAUGGAAGUUCGAUCCGGAUCGCUUUUCCCUAGAAAACAGGACGUCUCUGAACAGCAUGGCCUACAUGCCUUUCGGCGCAGGCAGAAGAAAUUGUAUAGGUGCCAGAUUUGCUUUGUUAGAGGCAAAACUUGCAGUGUUUAGACUUUUGAAGCAGUUCAAGUUCGAAGCGUGUGAAAAGACUGAAGAUCCUCUAACUUUAGUGUGUCCAACAGUUGUUAUUAAUCCGGCUAACGGAGUUUAUUUGAAAGCUACCCCAAGGACUGGUACAAUUUAAAAUACGUGUUCUUAAAACCACAUAUUUUUCUUGUACAUCAUUUUCAAAAUGUUGUUGAUGUUGUACUGUUUUAAUAAAACAAAAAGU
Molecule: messenger RNA, 1753 nt
Organism: Argiope bruennichi
Lineage: Eukaryota; Metazoa; Arthropoda; Arachnida; Araneae; Araneidae
Product: cytochrome P450 3A24-like
Exons: 7
Coding region: 179-1666 (495 amino acids)
Molecular function (GO): monooxygenase activity; oxidoreductase activity, acting on paired donors, with incorporation or reduction of molecular oxygen; iron ion binding
Source: RefSeq, a predicted model, not a curated record